AUGGGCGACAGUAUGGCAGCCCAGGUGAAGAGUGAUAGCAACGAGUUGACAAGAGACCAGCUCGAGACUUUGCUCGUCCCUGUCCCCGACGCUCUCGACGUCCUCACUGCUUCCGCUCAGGACCUGUCACGACACAUCACCAGUGCGCAUCUGGAUGAAGCCACAAAGAGCGCAAUACUCGAGCAGAGCUAUCUGCGCGCUUCGUCGAAUGGUUCAGCUGAUCUGCUCGAAUGGCUGCUCAAGCAAGAUGUAGAUCCAGACGCAAAGGACGAAGACAGAACACCUGCCAUCAUACUCGCUGCUUCCUUCGCCCAUCUCGACUGCGUCAGGUUGAUCGUCGAGGCUGCACAUGCUCGUCGACAUUAUUCCAAGCCAGGCCUCGGCAUCAACGUGACCGACCGUGCAGGCUGGACAGCGCUGCACUGGGCAGUCAGUCAGAACAAUGUCACCCUCGCCAGCUUCUUGCUCAACCACGGCGCUCGGAUCGACAUGCGUUCGAACAAAGGCCUCACGCUCAAGAAGCUCCUCAGAGCCGGCCCAAAGGGCGACGAUAUGCGUCGCGUGCUCCAAUCUGCCCAAGCUGCCCGACUGGAACGCAUCAAUCCAAAGCUGGCAAAUGGCGCUCAGGCUGACGUGUCUCAUGAUGCAGGUGAGAUGUCUGCCAUCAUCUCGGAAGACAAUGAGGCCGUACAAAGACAACGGGACAUCAUAGCCGAGACCUGUCGAUGUCUGGGCAUCAGCCCUGCUCAGCUGCAAUCCGAACCUCAACCAGAAGCCAUGCCGCCAGACGAGUCGUUCGAUUGGGAGCUCUGUCUGCCCGAUCAGAUGCUCGUCUUUGGCAUGCAAGAUCUUCCGACCAUCUUGCGAGUGGCCAUUGCAGACAUCUCCCCCACCGCAUCAGCACGAGAUCGGAUUAUACCCGCCAGCGUCAUCUUCUUUUGCGCUCGUUACGCUUGUCAUUACGAUACCAUAGACUUGCUCGACGAGCUUCUUCUGGGUUCCAUCGAGACCAUUGAGGCAGCCCUCUUUUCCGACCCAUCCAACAUGGCCAAUUGUGCUUUCUGGCUUCUCAACUCCCUCGUCUUGCUGCACGCGCUCAAGACGGAUCCCAACCUCGCCAUGGCCACACCAGAAUACCAACUCAACCUAUCUGACCUGAUCAAUCAGAUCUUUGUCUUUGUCAUCCGCGACUGCGAGCAACGCAUCGACAAGAUUCUCGAUGCUGCUAUGCUCGACUAUGAGCCUGUCACGGGGUUCGAAGAUGUUCGUUUCGAGGGUGAAUGGCGCUUCGUCAAGGCGCUUACCGACAGCGCCCGCAAGCGAAACGUCACGCCCGGCAAACGAACGGUCAUGAGUCUCUUCAAUACGACUCCUCAGCAGGCUCAUGACGAGACUGUCGAUGUAUUCGGAACCAAGCUCUCCCCUUCGGCCCGCUCCUUCUCGAACUUCAACGCGAUCGGAGAUGCGACCUCGCCUGCGCGUGUCAUCGCCAUCCUAUCGUCGACUCUCGUUGUUAUGCAGACUUACCACAUUCAUCCUUCGAUUGUCUGUCAGACUUUCGCUCAAGUCUUCUACUGGCUCGCUUGCGAAUUAUCAAAUCGUAUACUCGCAAAGAGAAAGUACCUCUGUCGAUCUAAAGCCGUCGGCAUAAGGUUGAACGUCUCCAGCGUAGAAGAAUGGGCAAGACUCAAUCGUCUGCCCCCUCAGCUCGUGCCCAAGACAUUUGCACCUCUCAAACAGCUGCUACAGUGGUUACAGUGUCUCUCGAGUGAGACAACGCUCGAAGGCCUCAGGACGACCAUCGCAGGCUUACCUGCUCUGAAUCCCAUCCAACUUCGCCAGUCUCUGCGCGAUUAUCGCUACGAAGUAGACGAGGGUCACAUGUCACAAGACUGUUUGCGUCAGCUGGCAGUCCAUCAUGCCGAAUGGGAGGGCAAACAGCUCGGCAAGCUGAAUGCUCAGACUUCGCCCUCUGCGCCACCGAACAAGCCAAGGACGAGUAUCACGGCUUCGCCCGUCUCGCCGAACAUACGCCGAUCGUCCAGUCAAGCUAGCGUCAGAUUAGGCGACGAGGUCAAUCUAGACAGGCAGCGGCAUAUCGACCUCGUCUUCUCGCAUCCCAGUCGAUACCCAAGUUUCCUGCCCGCCCGGGGACCAGACAAUGUUCAUGCCGACAUGGACUCUCGGUUCAUGCUACCUUUUGCUCUGCCGUCCUCUGCGAACGAGCUCGUUGCAUUCGAUACUACGCCUGUCUUUGGUCCUCAGCUGUCUGCCGAGCAAGAAGCACAUCCUCACCGGACGGCCUGCGAGCCUGGAUUGCCCUCGGAGUUCCUGCAGAUGCUCGAUGCUGCUCGUGAGCAGGAUGCGCACGCUCUACUGACGCAAUCGCACACUGUUCGCUCAGCAGAUCCGCAAGUGCUUGCUUCCAUCGAAGACUGGAGGGCAAGAAUGGCUCAGGAAACACUGCCUGUUGAAGAUGAGGACAUCAGACAACUCUGA
Mixia osmundae IAM 14324 is the source of this 2499-nucleotide messenger RNA. RefSeq lists its product as uncharacterized. The transcript is spliced from 3 exons. Bases 1 to 2499 code for a protein of 832 amino acids. Lineage: Eukaryota; Fungi; Basidiomycota; Mixiomycetes; Mixiales; Mixiaceae. Gene Ontology annotation, molecular function: GTPase binding. The record is from RefSeq and is a predicted model, not a curated record.